Messenger RNA from Metopolophium dirhodum (rose-grain aphid), 825 nucleotides. RefSeq lists its product as uncharacterized. The record is from RefSeq and is a predicted model, not a curated record. The transcript is spliced from 2 exons. Bases 202 to 648 code for a protein of 148 amino acids. NCBI's taxonomy places the organism in Eukaryota, Metazoa, Arthropoda, Insecta, Hemiptera, Aphididae.
UGAGUGUCAUAAAGGUUUGCAGCUUUAUAUAAACCGUAAACUCCCGGUCACCGGACCUCACAGCGCUGUCCGCUUCCGAUCCAGAUUAAUAUAUUUUGUGUUAUAGUCGUCACGGCCCGUUACUAUCGCGCUCAUAUCAUUAGACCGCGAAUAUUAUAAUAUUCGUCUUUGCAGAUCGACUAGGGUCAAAACCACGUAGACAUGCACCGAAACAUUUUCGUCGUCAGCUUGUUCGCAGUGGUGAUAAUUCUCCAAAUUGUCAACGGUUUGCCAACUCACCGUUUUGAUACAAAUUAUAUCAAUGAAGAGCAAAAGUUAAAUGGAAACAAUGGAUUUAUGAUACCAUCUAAUAAUAUGCCAUUUAAGAUUGAAGCAAUACAAACGAAAAAUAGACCACCUGCCUAUGGUCCAUCCGAUUCUUACUCAUCUCAACCACCUCUUACACAACAAACCUCGGACUCGCGUCCCACACCGGCAACUCGUCCUACAAUGGAAACAGCUCCCACAUCGGCAACUCAUCCUACAAUGGAAACAGCUCCCACAUCGGCAACUCAUCCUACAAUGGAAACAGCUCCCACAUCGGUAACUACUCCACCAUCGGAAACACCACCCACUGCGAUGACGAAACCAACUUCACAUAAUUAUUGAAACAUUACCAGCUGCUAAACCAAUAUUAUGUUAUUUAAGAAUAAUGAAAAUUUGAAAAAUCAUACGACGCCGAAGUCGAAAGAACUUAAUAUUAUAUUGAUAUAAACGAGGUAUAAUCAUUUGUUUUGAUAUUUUAUUUAUUAAAAACUGUGUAAUAAAAUUGAUUUUAAUUUUCAA